Messenger RNA from Scaptodrosophila lebanonensis, 2080 nucleotides. RefSeq names its product carcinine transporter. The coding region runs from base 1 to 2022 and encodes 673 amino acids. The record is from RefSeq and is a predicted model, not a curated record. Gene Ontology annotation, biological process: transmembrane transport. Lineage: Eukaryota; Metazoa; Arthropoda; Insecta; Diptera; Drosophilidae. Gene Ontology annotation, cellular component: membrane. Gene Ontology annotation, molecular function: transmembrane transporter activity. The transcript has 7 exons.
AUGACGGAAAUUCUGGACAGCGAUGAUGAGUACGACGAGUUAUCGGAGCUACGACAACGCAAUAAGCCUGUACAGCAACAGUCUCAAGAUGAGGCCUUUGAUCUGGACGAUCUGCUACCCACAAUUGGAGAAUUUGGAAAGUAUCAGAAACUGCUUGUAUUUGGCAUCUGUCUUCCUGCCUGUAUACCUUGCGGGUUCUGUGCCUUUAAUCAGAUUUUCAUGGCCGAUGUACCGAUAGACUAUUGGUGUCGAGUGCCGGAGUUGUCCGCCAUGGACAUAGAGGAGCGCAAACAUUUGUCCAUACCGUUGGAAAUGGAUCAUGAUACACUUGUCUACAGCAAAUGCUACACCUACGGCGUUAAUUGGACCGAUAUACUGGAUGAUGUGACCAAUAUGAGCGCCCUUGAACCAAAUAAGAGCUGGCCCGUUGUGAAGUGUAGUCAGGGCUGGGAGUAUAAUACUAGCGACGUCUGGUCGUCAAUUGUGAUUGAUUUUGAUUUAGUAUGCGACCAGGACAUUUAUCCCACCAUUGGACUGGCGGCUCUCAAUACAGGUGGACCGGUGGGUGUGUAUCUCUUUGGAAUGCUAAAUGAUCGGGCCGGCCGACGACUAUCGUACUUCACCUGUCUGGCGACAUUGCUUUUGGGCAGCUUGAUUACAUCGCUGAGCACAGAUUUCUGGAUGUGGGCCGGGAGUCGCGUUAUAGUGGGCCUUACUAUACCAGCCGUUUACCAAAUACCGUUUAUUAUAUCACUCGAGCUGGUAGGUGAGAAUUAUCGUUCCUUUGUCACGGUUAUGACUUGCACCUUUUACACGUCUGGGAUAAUGCUGCUCUCAGUAGUCACCUAUCUGGAGCGAGACUGGGUGCGUCUUUCCUACUACACAUCCUUGCCGUUUUGGGCAUACUUUUUGUACAUGUUCGUCAUGCCGGAGUCGCCGCGUUGGCUGCUCAUGCGUGGCCGUUUAGAGGAAGCUUUGAAGAUACUCGAGCGAAUGGCGCGCGUGAAUGGUCGGCAAUUUCCUGAGGCUGUGCAUAGCAAGUUGGAGGCGCAGAUAAUACGGGACAAGCUCAAAAAACAGAAAAAGAAGGUCGUAAAUGUGGGUCUGAUGGAUUUGUGUCGUACACCCAACAUGCGGCUAAAGACUAUAUUGAUAACACUAAGCUGGUUCGCAAACGAGACGGUCUAUCUCGGCCUCAGUUACUACGGACCCUCCUUAGGCAGCAACCAGUAUCUGAGCUUCUUUCUGUCCGCAGUCGUAGAGCUGCCUAGCUAUUUGUGUUGUUGGUAUUUUAUGGAUACCUGGGGCAGAAGAUGGCCUUUGAGCUUGUCCAUGAUAUUGGGAGGCGUUUUCUGCGUUAUCACCGUUAUGCUGCCGGAUGAGGCCGUCGAUGAAACUCUGGUACUAUAUCUGGUUUCCAAGGCGCUGCUGUCGGCCUCCUUUCUCAUCAUUUAUCCGUUCGCGGGAGAGUUGUAUCCAACGCAAGUGCGUGGUAUUGGGAUUGGGGCGUCCAGUUAUAUUGGUGGUCUUGGUCUGAUUGCCAUACCCUUUGUAACGUAUUUGGGCAAGGAGAACCUGAAGCUUCCUCUGGUCAUCAUGGGAUUUGUUUCGAUGCUCGGCGGUUUGACAGGGUUGCGAUUGCCAGAGACCCUGCAUCAUCGCCUUCCGCAAACAAUCGAGGAAGGCGAGGAAUUUGGCAAGAAUUGGACGUUCAAGGACUGCCUGCACUGCCGGCCAGAGCCCGAUGUUGCUUCGCCGCCCACCUCAUAUGAGAACCUCGAUGUGUUGGCCUCAUCGUCUAACAAUGCCUCCGAAGUUGAGCUCGAGCUGCAAACCACCGGACGGCGCACGCGUCAACAACAGCUCAUCAAUGAACGCACACCGCUGGAUACAAACGCGAGUGACAGCGUCACUGGGCGACCAAUUCAUCGUCCCUCCAUGAAGCGCUUGGUGCGUCAAAUGAGUGUAAUGGACACCCAACGCUCCCACGAUGGCACCAUGCAAUUGACGCACUGGAUUUAAGACGACAGUUAUUGUCCGUCCUUACGAGUAAUUGUCUAGUAUACAUACAUACAUACAU